Mercenaria mercenaria is the source of this 6675-nucleotide messenger RNA. Its product is annotated as interferon-inducible GTPase 5-like. Gene Ontology annotation, molecular function: GTPase activity; GTP binding. Lineage: Eukaryota; Metazoa; Mollusca; Bivalvia; Venerida; Veneridae. The transcript is spliced from 4 exons. Bases 1083 to 2240 code for a protein of 385 amino acids. Gene Ontology annotation, cellular component: membrane. The record is from RefSeq and is a predicted model, not a curated record.
CACGCAAUGCGUGCGUACAUCCAAUAGGUGCAAAUUAAUAUUUGCGUUUUACUUUGGAUUUUGUUGUUUAGCGAUAUGUGUGCUAGUGUGUAACUUGUUUUGGUGUUUUGUAGUUUGGUUUUGUCGGGAUUCUCACAAACGCAAGGCUAUCAAGGAAAAUAACGCUUCGAAGGCAAUCAUCACGAAGAAUAACACUUCGAAGGCACAUCUUACACAGCCAGUCGACAAAAUGGCUAGGGCUGCGACAACACACGGAAGAAGUGUUUCUACAUCAAGAAGAAUUGCUACUGCUACUACCGCAAUUACCACUACAACUACCUCUAAUACUGCUACUACUACUACUACUACUACUACUACUGCUGCUGCUGCUGCUGCUACCGUUGCUGUUAUUACAAAUGCUACUGUUAUUUCCAUCUCAUUACCCCUUAGGCUUUACUAUAUUGAUAAUGCAUUGUUAACUGACCUAUUUUUGUGACAUUAUUAUGUCAGUAAUAUAUACAGCAAUUGUGUUCCAGAAUGUUCUACCACAAUACUGAUAAACACAGUGCUACAAUUAUUUUAUAAGUCUUGAUUGUUUUUGUUUUUUCUAGACUCGUCUUUUCAGUUUUAGUGAAAAUUCAAAGUUCUGGAACUUUCCAUGACACUUAAAAUAGGAAGCUGUUUGAGGACAGAACCUACAGUAAGAUCUUAAUGAAAAGCGUUCCUGUAUUUCUUAACACCAAAAUAUUACUAGUUUGAACAUUUCACAUUUGAAGGAUUUAUAUUAACACUAUGGAUUUGAAAAUUUAUCUUUGAAUAAAGGAGUUAUAUUCUUUGGAUAUACUUAAUUCAGUUUGGACUGGUGUGAAAUAUUUUGGAAUUUAUACUGACUUGAUUUAAAUUUGACCAAGACAGGAUUUGGACAGAUCUGACAAAUUAGCGAGUGCACGUCUGUUACAAAGGAUUUAUGUGAAGAGUUUGAAUAUGUAGAAUUUGAUGAGGAGACUAGAAGAAGUUUUGAAAAUUAUCUACGUGAAGAAUGUGAGAAUAUUGAAUUUAAUAAAUUCCUAUCAUCUGUGCGGUUAGAUAAACUUCAGGAAAAAAUGACAGAAAUGGGACAUUUACAUGGCUUAAACCAGCAUAUUAAAGAUUCUCUUGACGCUUGGAAGAACUUAGAGCUAAAUGUUGCAGUGACGGGAAAUUCCGGUGUUGGAAAAUCCAGUCUCAUUAAUGCGCUCAGAAAAGUGAAGCCAUCGGAUGAAAAUGCAGCCAAAGUUGGUGUUGUUGAAACAACUACAGAAGGUCAGAAGUACACAUAUCCCGAAAAUCAAAACGUAGCUCUAUGGGACCUACCUGGCACCGGGACACAGAAAUUCACGAGACAAAAAUACUUGGAGAAGAUGAAUUUUUCCCGUUUUGACGUGGUUAUAAUAGUUUUAGCGGGCCGCUUUUUGCAAGAUGACAUAUGGCUGGGGAAAGAACUUUUUGACUUACGGAAGAAUAUCCUGUUUGUGAGAACGAAAAUUGACAUUGACAUGAUGAAUGCGAAGCGAGACCAUCCAGAUGAUUUCAACGAAGCAGACUGCGUGGCGAAAAUCAGAAAUAACUUAACUGACAAUAUUCGUAUUGGUGGUAUACCAGAUUCAGUCAGCGGCAUCUACUUGGUUAGUUCCCCAGAGAAGAAUUCUUAUGAUUUUGCAGAAUUAGAUAAGAAGUUAAAAAGUCUACUGAGUAGUAAUGGAAAAGCAAUAAGGGCAUUGCUACAAAAACCUGUUGAAAAAACAAUAAGAGCAGACCAAAUGUCCAACAAAAAUGAAUUCAAAGCCCGGAAAGUUGUGUCUGCUAUCUAUGGUUUUUUACCUAUACCAAACCUUGAGACUGGACUUGGUAAUAUGUCUGUAUCCUCAAUACGUGAAAUUUGCCUGAAGAAGUUUUGUAUUGAUGAAUCAUCACUUGACAAGAUCUCGGAGGAGGUAGAUAAGCCGAAAGCUGAGCUGAAACAGUCUUUGACAUCGUACGGCACUUUUGACCAAGAGACCUUAUUCACCUCUACGGAGAAUAAAAUAUUGCCAACGGGGUCAACAUUUAGAAAGUAUUCAAAGUAUAUUGUUCCUGUUGCUGGCAUGUUUUUGUCAGCUCACAAGACUUACGUUACCUUGAAAAAUUGUUUGGAAACAAUGUGUGACGAAAUGGCAGAAGGUGAACUUAAACUGGUUAAGAUGAGGCUUGACAGACUGGAGGCAGAGUUGCAACCGCUUUAAAUCAUAUUCAGUAGGUAGGUUUCCAAUUGACUCUAAAGAUAUUGCCGACGUCCUAACCAUACUUCAACCUUAAAUAUCUAAAGACAGACUUACGAUUAAUUGAGUAAAUGAAGCAUGGGAGUGGCCAUCGUUGCUAAUCAGUAAAUAGUUGAUAUCUAAAUUAUCGGAAGUAUAACGAUAUGCAAUGUAGUGAUUUUUUUUCUGUGAGUGAUUAAAGUAUAACCGUGAAAGGUAUCUAGUUUAAUCACUGUAGAUAUUUCACUGACGCAGAACCACACAGUAAAUUUUGGUUGAUAUUCUAAGAAUGUGUAGAAUGUAAUAAAAUAAUUUUCUUACAUGUACUUACAAAAUAAUUACAAAAUCAUUUACUUUCAAAGAUGAUCCUUGAAACAGUAAUGCAUAUGUCAUGAUACAAAUUGCAGCCGCGUUUUUCAUAAUAUUGCACUAUUAUCUUAUAUGACAAUGAUACAAAUUACCGCAGAAUUUUUUUGCAUCUUUUUAAAUCACAAUUUUGGGUCGAUUUAUUUUUCUCUUUUGCUAUACCACUCUGAUGCAUUACUUCUGUUUCUCUUCUACUCAUGCAUAUUUUUGCGUUUCUUUGUUAUAAGAAUUUUUUUAAUCACCAUAAAUAACAAAAGUAAAUACUAACAGCUUAGCAGGUCUCAAUCUCAUUAGAUGCCAGCGUAAAAAGUAUUAAAAAAUUGAUUGGAAAAAGUUUGAAGUUGGAAAUGCCAUUUACUAUUUUUUAUUACUUCGAGACUAAAUGUCGGUAUUAACAAAACAAUAAGUGCUGAAAUAGUUACAUUGUUUUUACGCAACACGUUGGGAUGUUUCGUAAAAUUUUAUAUAAAAUUGGAGGCGUUUUCUUGUUAAGUUAUCAGGUACAACAUGACUGUCAAAAAAAAGAAAUCGGAUGUUAACAGAAAACGUUUAACUUUAUUGUUUAAAUGUAGAUUUUCUAUGAUUUGUUAAUUCAUGUCAGGUUUUGUUCAUACAUUGUAUAUAAUUAUGUUUUACCUUUGAACAUUAUCAUUUAGGACUUGUGCACGUGUUUGUUAAUUUCUUAUUACAACUCAGAUUUGCUAAUUCAGACAAAUGCUACCUUUGAAAAGUUAAAUUGUUGUUUGAAUUGGUUAUUCUUUGCCUCUAAAGUCCGAUCUUUUAGAAGAAAUCAAAAACAGGUAUUAAGCAUUUUUGUGCAAACAUAAAUGCGUCACAUUUUUAUACGAGGGUCAUGCAAAACGUUCUGUCACUGGGUUCGGAUUUCUUUAAAAUAGUAGUAUUCCCCCUUAAACCGAAACACAUUUUUGUAACCUUUUUAAUCUAAUCGCGAAAAGCAGAUAAAAAUCUUAAAAAAGAAUCAGGAAACUAUAAAAAAAGAUGUUGCAGUUUGAAAUUUAAGAAAAUGGUGAACAUGGAGGCAGCCAUUUUGACGUCAUUUACGCACUGCUGAAUUUUCUAUUUAGCAAAUAACAUUUUAAAUAGAUUAAUUUCAUGCAUUUCUUGAGUGAAAGAUUUAAAACUUGGUAAUUUCUCUCAUUAUAGCUGGAAAAAGUUAAGAAAUUAUUUAACAGAGAUAAAUAAAUAUAGUUCAAAUACAUAUCUAAAAUUUAAUAAAUCCGCCAUGUUGUUUUGUGUUGCCAUGAAACAAAACGGCCGCUAUUUUGAUUAUUUUUUAAAUGCUCAUAACUGUCUCCUUUUCAAACCGAUUUUGAAAAUUCGUUCAGUCCUUUAAAUGAGUUAAGAAAUCCUAGAAGAUGGAAUUAACAUGAAAACAGCAAUGCCUUUCCCUUUAUUAACAACCUCGCACUUGUGAGUGGAGAUGUUGUAUAAGAUGGACUCCUGACCAUCCUUUGCUCGGACGUUUCUUAUUAAGACACUUGAACGACUGGCCCACUAGAAUUGCAGAAAAUUGCGUACAGCAUCUUUUUUUCGAACUGAUGGUUCUCUUGGCAUAGGAGCGUUCUUUUAUCUAUUCACUUCCAUUGCUUAUUAUCAGCCCUUCUCUGUGGCUCAAACAUGUGCAACGACCUUCGCCAAGUUAGAAAUAACCCGUCUAUCACAGCCUUUGUAUGUUUUCAAAAGUUCCCGGGCACAUUUAAGACUUUGUUUCUUUUGCUCCUCGGUGAGCAAAUGAGGUACCCACCUAGUGUAAACCUUUCUCAGGUCCAAACGCUUUUUAAGAAUUGUUGGUACACUGCCUUCUGAUAUGCCAGUACAACUGGCUAUAUCUUUCACCGACAAUCGCGCAUCCUGUUCGAACACAUCAUUUAGAGCAGCAAUGUUUGCCUUGGUAACAGAGGUUCUAGGCCUACCUGAUCGGUUAUCAUCUUCAACAGAUAAUUUCACAGCUUUAAAUGCUUUCAACUAUAAUCUCUGCGCAUUGAAAUGGCCUGAGCCACACAAUUCAUCAAAUAUCUGCUUUGAAUCUAUAUGAAGCCUUUGGCGGCAUUUGAUAUAGCUACCAUUUUCAGUCUUUUCGUCCAUUUUUACAAUGUGACAAAUAAAUUGGUCAUGAAAUAACUCGGUCAUUUGAAAAGCAAUUUGCACGAAAUAAACGGAUACCGUUAGCUAUUUGAUACACCAUUCGAGUACAAUGAAGCGUUAAAAAAAACCUGGGAUAAAACUACGGAAGCCCAUUAGUAACAGAACUUUUUGCAGGACCCUAGUAUUUUUAUACGUAAUUUUAAUUGGAGUUUUCUUCUUUUACCCUUAUAAUUUAAGCUAAGCGAGAGUUCCCCAAAUUUACUCUUAUUUAUUGUUUAAAUUGUGGUCACAUUUUUUAAAUCUUAUAUUUCAUCUGUACGAAUUAAAGGUUACAUAUGCAUGAUGUUGCGAUAUGUAAUCUUGCUUUCGUUUCAUACUGAAACUGCUUGCGUACAUUGUAUAAAUUACAAAUGGCGCAAAAGAACAUUAUCGAAAACAAAGCUCAAACCUAUUCAUUUGAAAUAUAUUAAAUUAUGGAUACACAAAAGACGUGUAAAUCCCUGAAAACCAGGGUUUUCAUAUAUUUUCUUUUAAGGAACAGUGACUUUGACCUAACAGUGACCUUAAUCCUAGUGGCCAACAAAAUAAACAAUCCCCUAACCUUUCUUGCCUGAUGAGCUACCUACAUAUAAAGUUCCAUUGCAAUAUCUCAUACCUGGCAAGAGCUUUUUAGCGGAAAGUGUUUUUUUCUGUUUUAGUAUGCCAAUCGUGACUAAAGUUAUGAACUGGAAACCGUUUUCGAUGAUUCCAGCAAAAAAGGAUAAUUAAAAUCUAUUUUCAGUAACUGCGACCUUGACUUUGACUCUAUGGCAUCUAAAUGUAUUUAUUUUACCACCUAAACAGAAAACAAUGUUAGACGUUCAGUGGGAUUUGAAACGCUACCCAUCCGUUCCACAGUACAAAGUGUAACAUUGACCACUGCGCCACGCUGGAAUAUUCUAAGUAUGCUUUUUAAACCAGUUAUACUGACACUGAACCUGACACCCCACUGACCUUAUAUGCAAUCCUAGCCUUGGUUUUUAGGUUGGCAAUUUAUUCGCCAGACUAUUAUAACUACAAAUCGUGAUUCCAUAAAGUUCAGCAGGUGCUGAGACUGACAACAGAAAAUAUAAUUCCAUGCGCAAUUCAAAUAGUUCGCCACGUUUAUCGGUUUUGCCAUAGAGUUGUAUAAAGAUUGUUAAACUUACCUGAUUCAAUAAAUCUAUUUGCUCAAACAUGUUAUAAUAAUAUUUUAUUUUUUUAAACGGUAAAUACUUGAAAGAUAACAUUAGAAAAUAUUACAUAAUGAUGAUAAAUUAAUCUCCGUUAUAGAUUAUGACCCCGGUCUAUAAACAGCUAAUUUAAACAAACGCUGGUUCCGAGAAACAAUUGUCGAAAUGAGUUAUACUGCGCAUUAUUCGACGACCUGACAUAACAUGAAAAAUAAGAAAUAUGAAAUAUCAGUUUGAAUGAACUUAUAGUGGUAUGAGUUAUGUCAGGCCUUAUAUUUGGGACUAAAGUUUUAAGAAUAUAUUCUUUCAGAUCUUUUGCUAUAGGUACUAUAGGUAAUCGCAGCGUGGAAUUGCCACAGUAACGUGAGAAGAAACAAAUGACCACAUUCUACGAGCUGUAAACCUAAAUAGCGUACAUGCUAUAUUUUGCUACUAAAUAAUGUUUACAUUUACAAUAGAAACUAUAAUAUUAUUUGAUUUAACGGCAGUUUUUUUUUUUAUUUUAAUUAUUUUGGCUAUUUUAUACUAAAUUCGUUUUAGAAAUACUCUGACGAAUGCUGAAAGAAUACUCAAACACAAAAGAAAGUGUGCACUCAGUUUUUCGUCAACUGAGCUAGAUUAUGUUGUCCGAAGUAGAUUAUUUUGUCUAAAAGUAUGUCAUGUUUGGUACGAAAAUUAAUUGCAGUUUUUGGUUAAUUUGAUGUGUUUCGAUUAUUUUCAAAAUUUUCACUUGUAUG